AUGUUAGAUUGCAAUGCUUUAGAGGUUUUGGUUAUGGAAUGGUUCACCGCACAAGAGAACCCCCAAUUCAAAAUCAGUCCUGAAAAGGUUGCCCAGUAUAUUAGCGCAGCUUUGAUAUCGGUGAAUGCAGACCAAGUGAAGGAAAAGCUUUGCGAGGAAUUAAACGCAAGCUUGCUGCAUGCUCCUACAAGUAUCGUCGAAAAGCUUGGAUCCGAAGAUGUACAAGAUUCUCAAGUUGUCAUCGCUGUCAUAAAUCUCAUCGUGAACGGAAUUUUACCACCAGACGAGCUGUGCUCUCCAACUCUCGGCAUAUUUUUCGAGCUACACGAUUUAAAUAAUAGGUUAUUGGAAUCUGAUGAAGAGUCAGCUGAGCCUUUCCGGGUGAACUUUCGAAGACUUGCCGACAAUGUAGUCGAACCUCCUUUAAAAAUGGAGUAG
This is a messenger RNA of Penicillium malachiteum, 438 nucleotides long. RefSeq lists its product as uncharacterized. The transcript is spliced from 2 exons. NCBI's taxonomy places the organism in Eukaryota, Fungi, Ascomycota, Eurotiomycetes, Eurotiales, Aspergillaceae. The record is from RefSeq and is a predicted model, not a curated record. The coding region runs from base 1 to 438 and encodes 145 amino acids.